CGUUCCACGAACCGGAAGCUAAUUGAGACCCGGCCUGUAGUUCCGGGGUCUUGCAGAGGCGCUCGGUGUAGACAUGCUGUAUAGGAGGUAGAUACAGCCGUGGGACACAAGAUUCCCAGCAAUGAUUCAGACAGGGUUUCAUUGUGAUUGACAAUGAGCAUCAACUCAUCCAGAGGAAAUGGUGUGGAAGCAGAGUCUACUGCAGAAAAUGGCGCUACCAUUGUAGCCGAAUCUAUUGCCAUCAUUAUUAUUGACGUUCUUAUAUGCCUUGGAAACCUUGUGAUAGUGAUUACUUUAUACAAGAAGUCGUACUUACUGUCUCUCAGCAAUAAGUUUGUGUUUAGCCUGACACUGUCCAAUCUCCUCCUAUCUCUGCUGGUCCUGCCAUUUGUUGUUGUCAGCUCGAUCCUGAGAGAAUGGAUCUUUGGAGUGGUGUGGUGCAAUUUUUCUGCGCUCCUCUACAUGUUGAUCAGCUCUGCCAGUAUGCUAACCUUGGGAAUCAUAGCAAUUGACAGGUAUUAUGCUGUUCUUUAUCCAAUGGUAUAUCCUAUGAAGAUAACAGGAAAUCGAGCAGUAUUGGCCAUAGCAUAUGUGUGGCUCCAUUCCCUUAUAGGUUGCCUUCCUCCUCUUUUUGGUUGGUCAUCGCUGGAGUUCGAUCACUUUAAAUGGAUGUGUGUGGCUGCGUGGCACAAGGAAGCCGGGUACACUGCCUUUUGGCAGAUAUGGUGUGCUUUGCUUCCCUUUAUCACUAUGAUGAUUUGCUAUGGGUUCAUCUUUCGAGUGGCUCGCAUAAAAGCUCGGAAGAUCCACUGCGGAACUGUUAUAAUAGUACAAGAUGCGCCCCAGAAGAAUGGCAGAAAGAAUUCCAGUACUUCCACGUCUUCAUCGGGAAGCAGAAGGAAUGGAUUUUCUAGUGUUGUCUAUUCAGCUAACCAGUGCAAAGCCUUCAUAACAAUACUGGUUGUUAUUGGGGCCUUUGUGCUCACCUGGGGGCCUUACAUGAUUGUCAUAAGCACUGAGGCCUUAUGGGGGAAAAAUAGUGUUUCUCCUGUGGUAGAGACUAUGGCUACGUGGCUAUCCUUUACAAGUGCAAUUUGCCACCCUCUUAUUUAUGGACUUUGGAACAAAACCGUGCGCAAGGAGCUUCUCGGCAUGUGUUUUGGCAACCGGUACAGAGACCCAUUCCAUCAGCAGCACAGGACUUCACGGAUGUUUAGCAUUUCUAACAGGAUUACAGAUCUUGGGUUAUCGCCACAUCUGACUGCUCUGAUGGCAAGCGGGAAGGAUUCAGAUCGGCAAAGCACAACGACAAACACUGGUUUCAGCUACUCAAAUGAUUCAGGUACUGAUGUCAUGCUACUAGACGACUGCAGCUCUGACAGUGCCCAGCAAACCCGCAUCCUCUAUUCCAGAAGAAAAAGUUCUGUCACUUUUGAAGAUGAAGUGGAGCAAAAAAAUGAUGACAAAAAAACACCAGCUGAGGAAACACCUACCGUCUGCCUAGAAUCUUAUGCAUUCAGUUUGGCAAAAACCAUUGAGAUGGAUGCAAAAAUGAGCUUGUUUGGAGAAGAAGCAUUCCGUAGUACUGUGCAGCCAUUGGUAGGGAGUUCUGGGAUGAACCGAUGUAACAGAAGCCAUGUCAUCCAGAAGCAAAAGGUUGUACUGCAAAGCAUUGAAGAAGGGGCCACAUGACCAUCUGUACAUUAGUACAGUACAUGAUCGUAUUCAUAGAAGGCCUCCAGCAAGAGGAUUUAUAGAAAUUAUUCACAUCACAUGUAUUUCUUGCAAAGGGAAAGAUUAUUCUUAUCAUUACCGGUGCCAUGGGCAUAAAAUGGAGAUGAGAAUGAGUUCUGUAGUGCGUACAGUAAGAUUCGAUCCCUGGUCACACUAAGUGUUAUAUACCAGUAGUAUUGCUUUCAAAAUGCUAAUCUAUUUUGGUUACUUUUGUAUGUGUGUUUUUUCACAUAUUUGGUACUCGUGUUGCCUUAAAGAUCUAAACAUGGUUUAGUUUCUAACUUCAGCACUCAUUUUUUGUAACUUCUUUUUUUCAAUUUUAAACGAACCGUAUUGUUUUUUUUAUAAUAAUACUAGAACUUUGUUUACAUAUUUUUUGUUUUAUUUAUUUUUAUUAUUUACAUUUACUUUUUGGUAUUUCUUGCUCUGAAAGUACUAUUUUUUUUUUUACACUACAAUUCAUAUCUAAUGUGCUUGCCAAUGCCACCAUGGUACUGUCAAUGACUUAUAGAUAGAUGAAAUAUGCAGACCGUUAGAGUACUACAUCUGUAUGUCAGUAUCCUAUUGAACUAAAUAGUAAUUGGACCAUUUCUGAAUGUGCCUUGUGUUGCAUGAUUUGUGGCAAACAAAUGGAAAAAGUUGGGUGGUAUAUUAAAGCCCUGCGUAGCUGCUAUUUUAUUUCCUUGUAUAAAAAUUUUUUAUUUUAAUAUCCCUGGCAAAUUUCGACUUGUCCAGAAUGUGCUGGAUUCAUGCACAGUAUUUUAGGAUUAUUUGGUCAGCAUUUUUAUCAAUACCAGGAAUGGGUCCAAAAAGCACACAAAAAUGGAGCAAAUCUUUCCAUUAAUUUUUUUCUGUGAGUUCCACUGUGGGUUUUCAUAAAACUACUGACCAAUAUAAUGCCGAAAAUACUGUGUGUUUAUUCAGCCAUUAAGUAUAUUUUAAAUCUGGCAGAUUUUUUGCAGAAACUUGUCCAUCUGUCGCAUGAUAGAUUAGAAAAACAAGGCUGUUUUCUAUCUCAAAACAGUGCCGCACCUUUCUAAAGGUUGUGUGGAGUAUUGCAGCUCAGCCACAUUCACUGCAACUGUGCUCACCUACAGUACCACACACAGCCUGUGGAUAAGUGUGAAGAAAAUGACCAUUUAUUUUCCUAAUAUUGGAUAACCCCACUGCAAAUUAUGUUGGUACCCAUUGACUUUAAUUGGUCUGCAGCAUAUCUGCUACUGGUACUCCACAGAAGAUUGUGGACGUACCCUUAAAGAGGUACUCCAGGACACUAAACUUAUCAGAUUUAUUUUUACCCACUUUCAUGAGUGGGACCAACCACUGAAGCCACCUGCUAUCUCCUAUAUGGCCUGCUCUGGCCCCCACCUUCCUGGACAUGGGCAAAUGAUGGUCUGCUCAGCCAAUCACAAGCCGCAACAUGUGGUUCAUUACUUGCCAACAUCCAGGUAGGUCAGGGCUGGAGUGAGCCCAGGACUGGUAAGGACAGGCCCAAUACCAUAGAAAACAAAGGGCCCCAACGAUUACACACACCACGAUCAAACCAUUAUCUCCCAUCCUUCGGAUGUUUUCUGGAUUUCCUUUUCGUACUUAUGGUCAAUGACUCAGUCUUUUACAGGUGACAUCACUGUGUGAUGCCUAAGGAAAUCCUGAAAACAUGACCUGUUGGGGGGGUCUUGAGGACCGCACUUGAGAAACACUGGCCUAUACCAGAGCAACAUACAUGGUGGCAGUCUAUACCAGAGCAACAUACAGUACAGACCAAAAGUUUGGAAACACCUUCUCAUUCAGAGUUUUCUUUAUUUUCAUGACUAUGAAAAUUGUAGAUUCACAUUGAAGGCAUCAAAACUAUGAAUUAACACAUGUGGAAUUAUAUACAUAACAAAAAAGUGUGAAACAACUGAAAAUAUGUCAUAUUCUAGGUUCUUCAAAGUAGCCACCUUUUGCUUUGAUUACUGCUUUGCACACUCUUGGCAUUCUCUUGUUGAGCUUCAAGAGGUAGUCACCUGAAAUGGUUUUCACUUCACAGGUGUGCUGGUGUGGAGGAGGAGGUGUGAUGGUGUGGGGUGCUUUGCUGGUGACACUGUUGGGGAUUUAUUCAAAAUUGAAGGCAUACUGAACCAGCAUGUCUACCACAGCAUCUUGCAGCGGCAUGCUAUUCCAUCCGGUUUGCGUUUAGUUGGACAAUCAUUUAUUUGUCAACAGGACAAUGGGGGACAUGUAUCAAAGAUUUUACCCGUUUUGUGUGUGUGUUUUUUUUUUUUUUUGGCGCAAAAUUUUGCGCAAGCCCUUGUGCAUUUUUUUGCGCACGUUUUGGUAGAGCAUGUCCUCCAGAUGUGGCCGAAUCAGGGUAACUUGGAGUGACAUCUAUAGUACACAUGGAUUUAUUAACUGCGUACUCUUCCUUUACACCAAAAAUUUUGCCGCAAGAGCUGUUUUUUUUUGCGCAAAUAUAAGCCAUCUUGGACUUAACGUAGCAAGAUGCUCAAAAUCAUCUAUUCUAUUUUCCAAAGAGUGGAUUGAGGAGAUUACUAUAUUUACCCGCAAUUUAUGAAACUCAUUGCGCUUGAUUGAUAAAUUUUGCGCUUCUGCGCAUAAUUUAGAAUUCAGGAAAAGGGGUUAACUGCUUCUACCAUACACAAAUAAUGAUACAUGUCCCCCAAUGACCCCAAACACACCUCCAGGCUGUGUAAGGGCUAUUUGACCAAAAAGGAGAGUGAUGGGGUGCUGUGCCAGAUGACCUGGCCUCCACAGUCACCGGACCUGAACCCAAUCGAGAUGGUUUGGGGUGAGCUGGACCGCAGAGUGAAGGUAAAAGGGCCAACAAGUGCUAAACAUCUCUGGGAACUCCUUCAAGACUGUUGGAAGACCAUUUCAGGUGACUACCUCUUGAAGCUCAUCAAGAGAAUGCCAAGAGUGUGCAAAGCAGUAAUCAAAGCAAA
Messenger RNA from Hyla sarda, 4676 nucleotides. It is a transcript of the gene GPR161, whose product is annotated as G protein-coupled receptor 161. Gene Ontology annotation, cellular component: membrane; recycling endosome. The coding region runs from base 154 to 1692 and encodes 512 amino acids. Lineage: Eukaryota; Metazoa; Chordata; Amphibia; Anura; Hylidae. The record is from RefSeq and is a predicted model, not a curated record. Gene Ontology annotation, molecular function: G protein-coupled receptor activity. The transcript is spliced from 6 exons. Gene Ontology annotation, biological process: G protein-coupled receptor signaling pathway.